Jaculus jaculus (lesser Egyptian jerboa) is the source of this 2094-nucleotide messenger RNA. It is a transcript of the gene Mep1b, whose product is annotated as meprin A subunit beta. The coding region runs from base 1 to 2094 and encodes 697 amino acids. The record is from RefSeq and is a predicted model, not a curated record. Gene Ontology annotation, biological process: proteolysis. NCBI's taxonomy places the organism in Eukaryota, Metazoa, Chordata, Mammalia, Rodentia, Dipodidae. Gene Ontology annotation, molecular function: metalloendopeptidase activity; protein binding; zinc ion binding. The transcript has 15 exons. Gene Ontology annotation, cellular component: membrane.
AUGGGUUCCUGGUGUCUGUCUUGGUUUCUGAUCUUUGGCAUCUUUCUUCUGGUUGCUGGUUUGCCAACUCCAGAAAACUUUGUCAAAGAUAUAGAUGGGGGAACUGAUCAGGACAUAUUUGAUAUCAAUGAAGGGUUAGGACUGGAUCUUUUUGAAGGAGACAUCCAACUUGAGGCACAAUAUAGAAAUUCCAUCAUUGGAGAAAACUAUAGAUGGCCUAAUACCAUUCCAUAUGUUCUGGAAGACAGCUUGGAUUUGAAUGCUAAAGGAGUUAUUCUCAGUGCAUUUGAACGCUAUCGCCUGAAAACAUGCAUUGACUUCAAGCCUUGGGGUGGAGAAGAUAACUAUAUAUCAGUGUUCAAGGGCAGUGGGUGCUGGUCUUCAGUGGGAAAUAGGCAUGUUGGGAGGCAAGAGUUGUCCAUUGGGGCAAACUGUGACAGAAUAGCAACGGUUCAACAUGAGUUCCUCCAUGCAUUGGGGUUCUGGCAUGAGCAGUCACGUUCUGACCGGAAUGACUACGUCAGCAUAGUUUGGGACAGAAUUCUGGAAGGCAGACAGCACAACUUUAACAUCUAUGAUGACAAAGUCUCAGAUUCUCUGAAUGUUCCCUAUGAUUAUACCUCAGUAAUGCACUACAGUAAAACUGCUUUUCAAAAUGGAACAGAGCCAACAAUUGUCACCAAAAUCUCAGACUUUGAGGAUGUGAUCGGCCAACGGAUGGACUUCAGCGACUCUGAUCUGCUCAAGUUGAAUAGACUGUAUAACUGCUCCUCUUCCUUGAGUUUUAUGGACUCAUGCAAUUUUGAACUGGAAAAUAUCUGUGGCAUGAUUCAAAGUUCAGGAGAUAGCGCUGAUUGGCAGCGAGUUUCACAACUUCCUGGGGGGCCGGCAAGUGAUCACUCCAGCAUGGGCCUGUGCAAAGGUUCUGGUUUCUUUAUGCAUUUUGACACUAGCUCUAUAAAUGAGGGAGCAACAGCUAUGCUGGAGAGCAGAACACUGUACCCCAAAAGAGGUUUCCAGUGUUUGGAAUUUUAUUUGUAUAACAGUGGAAGUGUGAAUGACCAACUAAACAUCUACAUCCGGAAAUAUUCUGCAGGCAAACUGGAGGGAAAUUUAACCCUUGUGAAAGAAAUAAAAGAAAUACCCAUUGGGAACUGGCAACUUUAUUAUGUAACAUUACAAGUGACCAACAAGUUUCGAGUGGUGUUUGAAGGAUGUAGAGGUCCUGGAGUAUCAUUCGGGGGUCUCUCUAUUGAUGAUAUCAAUCUCUCAGAAACACGGUGCCCUCAUCAUGUCUGGCAUAUACGAAAUUUCACACAGUUUGUUGACAGCCAAAAUGGAACUGUAUAUAGCCCUCCAUUUUAUUCUACUAAAGGUUAUGCUUUUCAGAUUUAUUUGGAUCUGAGGCCUUUGACUAAUGUAGGGAUUUAUUUCCAUUUGAUCUCUGGAGCCAAUGAUGAUCAACUACAGUGGCCAUGUCCUUGGCAACAAGCCACAAUGACACUCUUGGAUCAAAAUCCUGACAUUCGACAGCGUAUGUCCAACCAGCGGAGUAUAACUACAGACCCAUUUAUGACCACUGAUAAUGGAAACUAUUUUUGGGACAUGCCUUCCAAAGUAGGACAGGUGGCUUUUUUCCCUAAUGGAACUCAAUUUAACAGAACCAGAGGCUACGGAACCAAUGCCUUCAUAAGCCAUGAGAGGCUGAAAAGCAGAGAAUUCAUGAAAGGCAAUGAUGUUUAUAUUCUCCUGAUGGUUGAAGACAUAUCUCACCUCAAUUCUACACCAGUGGAGCCAGUCUAUGACCCUUGCUCAGAAGUCACAUGUGAGAAUGGAGGCAUCUGCACUGUCCAAGGUGACAAAGCUGAGUGCAGGUGUCCUGCAGGAAAAGACUGGUGGUACAUGGGAGAAAGGUGUGAAAAGAAAGGGUCUACCAGAGACACCAUUGUUAUUGCUAGUUCUUCUACUGCUGCUGUGUUUGGUGUGAUGCUCAUGGUCAUGCUUAUCAGUAUCUACUGCAUUAGGAAGAAGUACCAAAACAAGACAACUGCACAUGCAACAACCAUGAAUCUAGAAAAUCAGUAUGCUUUUUGA